AGCUUCCGCUUCACGCUCCCACAAUGCAGUGCGGCUGAGCGCCUUGGAGCCCGCGGGACGCUGUGGGGGAUCCAGGCUGAGGCUGCGGCAGCGCGACGUGGGCUGCGGCGAGCCCGCGGCGUCGGGCGGUGCGGAUGUCGGGCUGGGCGGACGAGCGCGGCGGCGAGGGCGACGGGCGCAUCUACGUGGGGAACCUUCCGAGCGACGUGCGCGAGAAGGACUUGGAGGACCUGUUCUACAAGUACGGCCGCAUCCGCGAUAUCGAGCUCAAGAACCGGCACGGCCUUGUGCCUUUCGCCUUCGUGCGCUUCGAGGACCCCCGAGAUGCUGAGGAUGCAAUUUAUGGAAGAAAUGGUUAUGAUUAUGGCCAGUGUCGGCUUCGUGUGGAGUUCCCCAGGACUUUUGGAGGUCGGGGUGGGUGGCCCCGAAGUGCAAGGAAUGGGCCUCCUACCAGACGUUCUGAUUUUCGAGUUCUUGUUUCAGGACUUCCUCCAUCAGGCAGCUGGCAAGACCUGAAAGAUCACAUGCGAGAAGCUGGGGACGUCUGUUAUGCAGAUGUACAAAAGGAUGGAAUGGGUAUGGUUGAGUAUCUCAGAAAAGAAGACAUGGAAUAUGCCCUGCGUAAACUGGACGACACCAAAUUCCGCUCUCAUGAGGGAGAAACUUCCUACAUCCGAGUUUACCCUGAGAGAAGCACCAGCUAUGGCUACUCCCGGUCUCGCUCUGGGUCAAGGGGCCGUGACUCUCCGUACCAAAGCAGGGCUUCCCCACACUAUUUCUCUCCUUUCAGACCCUACUGAGGCAGGCGAUGGGAAGUUUUUCUUUAUUUUUUAGAUGAGCUGAGCUGCUUUAUGCUCAGAAUUUACAUUCCAGAUUGAUAACUUAGUCUUAGGAAAUUUUUUAAAUUUUUUAAAGAAAAAAAAAAAAAACAAACAACUACAUAAUUUCUACCAGGGUCACUGUAUUAGCAGUGGAAUGUUAUAAACUGCAGAAAUUGUGGCUUUGGUUCAGAAACAAGUUGUAUAUUUUUCACCCCUGAUUAUGGGGGAAAAAAAAAAUUAGUGCUGCAUUUUUGUGGCUGCUGUGCUCUGGAGAUUAGCAGUUAUAUUACUGAGUCGGCCCAUUUGUUUAGAAAUAUAUUUUUAAACGUUUA
This is a messenger RNA of Nannospalax galili (Upper Galilee mountains blind mole rat), 1153 nucleotides long. RefSeq names its product serine and arginine rich splicing factor 9 (gene Srsf9). Bases 135 to 800 code for a protein of 221 amino acids. Gene Ontology annotation, molecular function: mRNA binding. NCBI's taxonomy places the organism in Eukaryota, Metazoa, Chordata, Mammalia, Rodentia, Spalacidae. Gene Ontology annotation, cellular component: ribonucleoprotein complex; cytoplasm; nucleus. The record is from RefSeq and is a predicted model, not a curated record. The transcript has 4 exons.